GGCAGAGGACUAGGUUAUCACAUCAACAUCAAACAUGUUGAAGAAAACAGUUGUUGUAAUAUUAAUGGUGAUAUUGGUUUUGAUGCUCUCAGGACGAGCAACCCCAAGAAUUGACGAGUGUUACGCUAAAUGUUACUUUGAAUGUAUUCUAGAUAUGAAACGCCUGAUUCCACAUGUUCCUAAGAAAUUCUUGCCGUGUGCCUGGAAAUGUGUCAAACAUUGCAUUUUCCAUCCUGCUUCUGCUAAUCUUUUUUACUAUCAAAUCGGCUGUGCUAUUGAUUCUUGCUUCGACGAUAUCGAUGAUGCAGCAAAAAUGGGUGCUUGUGUGGAUACUUGUGGCCGGCGACAGUUGCGGCAAGAACAAGCUUGAAUGAAGAGAUCAGGCAAAGAAGAUUAAGUUCAAUAAACAAGUCAAUAUGACACCUUGUUAUUUCCAUAUC
This is a messenger RNA of Mangifera indica (mango), 440 nucleotides long. RefSeq lists its product as uncharacterized. Lineage: Eukaryota; Viridiplantae; Streptophyta; Magnoliopsida; Sapindales; Anacardiaceae. The coding region runs from base 35 to 370 and encodes 111 amino acids. The transcript has 2 exons. The record is from RefSeq and is a predicted model, not a curated record.